GUACUGAGGACCUAUUCUAACCCGGAUGCUCACGGGAUGAAAAAUUCUCGAGAGGGAAGUUAAACAAUAUACAAUCAAUCGAACCUUUGUCAUGCGAAGAUAUUAAUUCUAAUCAAAAAUAAAAUGGAAUGUCAUUAGAUCUAUAGUGUGUGGGGUGCGCUAAAUUAAAUAGCCAAUUGAAUUUGCGACAGGGUAUAUAUUAUUUGUCUUCAUUUCAAAAUUUAAUGUAACUAUAUCCAUCAUAUCAGUAGUUCAUGAUAACAUCUCUUAUUAAUAGUAACACAUUUCUAAUUACAUUUCACAGCUCUUCCCCAUAUAUUUAAUUUUGGGUUGUAAUGCAAAGUUUAAAAAAAGACAAGGAAAUAUUUUUAUCAUGAUUCUUAUUUUAAAAAAUCGCGUUAGCUGUUUUCACUGAGAUAAGCACUCAUGGAUGGCAAUGUUUUUCACACUACUUGUACCUAUCCCCCCUCACCUCCUCGAAGUGGGGCAUGCGCUCCUGCCAGCGGGUACCCAGGAGGGAAAACCCAGUCCAUUCAUAAUCCCCCGGUCCCAUUUGUCACGCCCAUUUCUGGAGGAAUUCUCCCAGGGAAGAAAAUUUUUAUCAGUGGAGUUCUAAAUCCAAAUGCACAGAGGUUCACCGUAAACCUCAUCUGUGGUCCUCAUGACGGAGGCGGUGACAUUGCGUUUCACUUUGACGUCCGUAUUCGAGUUGGUGGUCAACGUGAUGUCAUCGUUAGAAAUUCCUGCCAGGGUGGUGGUUGGGGAGCAGAAGAGAGACACAGUCCGUGCUUUCCUUUCGUUCCAAACGCCAAGUUUGACAUAAAAAUCAAGACUAAACCUGGCAAAUUCAAGAUUGCAGUGAACAAACAGCACCUGCUCGAGUUCAGACAUCGAAUGAAGCCGCUAGAUAGAAUCAACACUCUUCAGAUAUUAGGUGACCUCCGACUGACGGAAGUCCGCUUGUAAUAGUGACGUCAUUGUCAUGCAUAAAUACAGUGCUCGGUCUAUCUGUUUUUGUAUAUAUAUGCUUGUUAAUACUACAUAAAAUGAAUCUUAUUCAAUCCUCGUCUUUUAGCCUAUGCUACGUAAAUUGGUCGUUUGUUUGUAAUUUUUCUUAAUUGUUUGCUGUCAAAUAAAAUGAUGUUCAGGUUUGA
This is a messenger RNA of Ostrea edulis (European flat oyster), 1154 nucleotides long. Its product is annotated as galectin-5-like. Bases 427 to 966 code for a protein of 179 amino acids. The transcript has 4 exons. Lineage: Eukaryota; Metazoa; Mollusca; Bivalvia; Ostreida; Ostreidae. The record is from RefSeq and is a predicted model, not a curated record. Gene Ontology annotation, molecular function: carbohydrate binding.